AUGGUCUUAUCCAAAUGGUUAGAGACAAAGGUAUUUAGAAAACCAUCCAAAGCUGGGAAAGUUAGACGUAUAAACAUUGCAACUGAACCUGUAUCAGCACAGGAUAAAAAGAAAGGAUCAGAAAAUAAGAUGAGAAUUGACAAUACACCCAAGAAUGUGGCACGUCACACUAAGCAGAUAAUCAAGAACCUUGCAGCCAAUGUGAUACGAAACGAAUACAUUGUGACCACACUGGGCCGUGCUAGAAAAGCACAACCAAAGAUUGAAAGGCUUUUGGCUAAUGCCAUGCAUCAGAUCAAGACAAACAAGUUUGUGCCCAGCUUGCACCGAGAACAUAGUGCUGGCGAACCUGUUCCAAAAGCGUGGGACACCGUUAGUGCGCUUCGUUUCUUGCAAAUACCGGAUCAAGAAGAAUGUGGAAAUAAAGUUAUUAAUGAAUUGGCUCAAAGGUACUCGAACCGAACACACGGCUUCACAAGAGUAAUCAAGUUGGAGCCCAGAUUGGGCGAAGACAAGGCUCCAAUGAGCGUCAUUGAACUUGUCGACUCGAAAUAUGAAAUCAAAUUUUGGUUUACCGCCAAGGCUGUUGCCAAAAUGGAGUUGCAAAACAUACCAUUAGACGACAUCACUGAAUUAAAUGUUAAGAAAUUGACCGAGAGAAGACCAGGUGGAGAAGAGGCAUUCAGAGACGCUGUGGAGACAUGCAAGCGGGAAUUCUUUAAACAAGGAGCUGAAGGUGAGGAAAAACAAGAGGUUGACGAAAAAGUCAAGAGGCUGUUGGAGAGUUUGCCAUAUAUGGAAAGACAUACUGGCUCAUUGAAAGGAAAAUUGUUAGUGUCGAAGAAAUACCCUACCAGGCCGAGACCACAGUCCAAGGAGGCCAAAGAAGCAGUCAUACCACCAUCACCAUUUAUAAAACCUACAUAA
Lodderomyces elongisporus is the source of this 927-nucleotide messenger RNA. It is a transcript of the gene MRPL8, whose product is annotated as mitochondrial 54S ribosomal protein bL17m. Gene Ontology annotation, cellular component: ribosome; mitochondrial large ribosomal subunit. Gene Ontology annotation, molecular function: structural constituent of ribosome. The transcript is spliced from 2 exons. Gene Ontology annotation, biological process: translation. The record is from RefSeq and is a predicted model, not a curated record. The coding region runs from base 1 to 927 and encodes 308 amino acids. NCBI's taxonomy places the organism in Eukaryota, Fungi, Ascomycota, Pichiomycetes, Serinales, Debaryomycetaceae.